Molecule: messenger RNA, 2868 nt
Organism: Aspergillus steynii IBT 23096
Lineage: Eukaryota; Fungi; Ascomycota; Eurotiomycetes; Eurotiales; Aspergillaceae
Product: putative C6 transcription factor
Exons: 4
Coding region: 231-2684 (817 amino acids)
Biological process (GO): DNA-templated transcription; regulation of DNA-templated transcription
Molecular function (GO): DNA-binding transcription factor activity, RNA polymerase II-specific; zinc ion binding; carboxy-lyase activity
Source: RefSeq, a predicted model, not a curated record
GAAAGAUCUGCCGCCCAUUGUCCAUUGGCAUUCCCUCUCUGCUGCCACCGAAGCAAUGCGAAUGGUGCCUUUUACAACGUGAGGGCCGCCCAAAACCUACCGAUUCGCCUGAUCUCCAUCCUCCCUGUAUAUGACCUCAAUUGUGCGCAUGAGCCACUGCACCACCGCCCGCGGAAAAACUUCGGCAGUCACAUUGCAACUAUCGCAUUGAACCCGGCUGAACCAUCCCCAUGGCCUCUCCCUACCAGUCGUCAAUCUCGUUCUCGCCGUCGGUUUCCGGCGCCGAUGUGACGGCUGCCGGCGCGGCGGGCGCAGGCCCCUCACGGCCCAUCUCCGAACUUCCGCAAUCUCAAGUCGACGCGAUCAUCCGGACCAAACGAAAGGCGCGGGAGCCCAAGGCCUGUUACCCCUGCCAUGCGCGAAAAGUCAAGUGCGACCGCAACCUUCCAUGCGAUGGAUGCGUCAAGCGAGACCACGCCGAUCUCUGUUCCUACGAGCGUCCCUCCAAGAAACGAAUCAUGACGGGCUCCGUCCCGCCGCCAGCCGGAACGACGUAUAGCGACAGCCCCGUGGGGGGAGCGACGCCCGGUGGUGUGCCAGAGCAACUUGGAAUGCCAGCACAGCCGGAUGGUGGCGUCCGUCUGAAACAAGAACCUGGUACAACGCGAUCCGCGCCUUCCGUGCCGUUGGGGCCCAGCGGCCGCGUGUCGGUGGCGCGCGAGGAGUGGGAUAAUGUGCGCACGCGGUUGAAGGAGAUGGAGCAGACGAUUAGCAACCUUCGCGUGGGACUGGAACGGGCCGAGGAAGGACAAGCGUCGAGUCUGGAGACCGGCAGCGUACAGAGCGCGGAUGCAAGUAACCGAUCCAAAGGCGCUUCCCCGGAGCGAGAGGGUAUCCACGCGGCCAAUACCCUGGGCGAGGGCACCGUUCAUCUGGGGUCGCGGUCCGUCCUUGCAUACAUUCUCAACAACAAGUCUGGGUCCGACCAGUUACAAGCGCUUCUGGAAGGGGGGAUCUUGCCAAAAUUAGGACUCGAUAAUGAGUCGGCAACUUACCCGUUUGUCGAUUUGUGGUCUUCAGAUAUGUCGACUUUUGACCUCAGUGCCGUUUGCAGUGCGCUUCCCGGUGAUCAACAGUGUAAAGAGUUCUUCUAUUUUUACCGAGACAUCGCCGGGGCCAUCUAUCCUGUGAUCGAGGACACGGCACUUUUCGAAAUGCAUCUCAAUGUUAUGCUGCAAAAUCGCGCGUCAAUUGGUGGAACCUAUAGGGCCGAUGAUGAUCAAGCACAGAAGCCGUUUGGCGUCUCGAUCGCAUUCUUUGGUCUGCUGUUUGCCGUGCUCGCGUCGGGCUGUCAGUCUUCUGAUCUGCCUGGAAAGGAGCGGGAGUUGACUUCCCAGGUCUACGUGUGCUGCUCUUAUCAAUGUCUUCGAAUGACGAACUUUUUGUCGCAGCCGACAAUAGAAGCCAUCCAAACGCUCCUGGUCAUUGGGAAUGUACUGUCCUAUAAUAUGAACCCCGGAAUUUCUUAUGUCCUGCUUGGUAUGACUCUUCGAAUGGGCUUGGCUCUGGGUCUUCACGUCGAGACGAGUCGCUUCUCGCCGGUGGAGCGAUACCGCCGACGACAUGUUUGGUGGUCCAUGGCGUGGCAAGACAGCCACUUCUCUCUAUCUUAUGAUCGACCAUCCACGACCGCUGUCAGUCAACCGGAUAUCGCCUCUCGUGGAGACUCGCGACCCGGAGAUCUCUCGUAUUUCGAAACCCUCUGUCGGAUCAUCGCUCUCGCCUUAGAAGUUGUCCGUGGGCGGAUGUUAAACUCUCACUCCCAGAUGGGCUUCAAGACCAUCCAGACAUACAAAGAACGGAUACAACAGAUCAUGGUGGAAGCGAAACCCUAUUUGCGCGACCCCAAAUACUGUGUCACACCAACGGAACAUCUCGAACGUGUCGUACUAAAGCUGCACUCCUCCUACUUCUCCUCCGAGCUCUGCCGGCCAGCGCUCAAAGCUUCCCCUGAUGCGCACGACCCGGCUAGUUCCAGUAUGCGCUCCGACUGCGUCAGCAACCUGAUGACGACGGUCGAAGCCUAUAUCGAGAUGCAUUCCGUCAGUUCGCAUGCGUCGCGCUCCUGGAUUGCGCUGCAGCGAGCCAUCAGCUCGAUCUUCUUGCUGGCUGUCACGGAAGAAUCCAAGACCAACCCCCGGUUUUGGUCUCUCCUGCAACAGAUCAAAAUGAUCAUUGCUGAGCGCGCCAACACAGAAUCAGUCGACUCGGCCCCUUCAUCCGAUAACAAUGUCACGGCCUUUGGCACCACCGUCUCUGGCGCCCCGACUAGCGCGGGCACCAGUCCCGCCGCCUUCUCUGCCUCUCCUGCUUCGGCUGCUGUCGCCGUUGAGACACAAACCCAGUGGGCCAAACCCUUGACCAAGACCCUACGGGCUCUCGAGAAACUAGAAGCGGCGUUCAGUUCGCAGACCCAUGUAGCCGCCAGCCAUGGGUCACCAGCAUACCUGAACCCCGGCUCAGCCGGCAUGAGCUCUCUCGCUCCUCCAGUUCCCGCCGCCAUGACACCCAGCAUUGGAUCCCUACCCCCUCCAACGCCCGAGAGCUCGACGAGUGGCGAAUGGUCUAUCCCCAAUAUCAUGGACCGGGCCGCCGAAUAUAUCCAUCCACCUUUGUGGAGUUAGUGGGACCGUUAGGCGCAUAUGGACGGACGGCAUGGCAUCUCUUUCUUGUUUUCUUCUAAUGACUUCUAUGGUAGGAUGGGUUGGGUUCGGUCUGGUUUGGUAUGGUCUGGUCAAUGGCAGGAUUCCGGCUCUCCUUGGAGUACAGUAUAUAUAUCAUUGUUUGAAUAUUAAUCAUCUACAUUGC